UGUCACGUGAUAAUUAUAAAAAUGGCGGAUGUCAAAAACAAAAUGUAAAUUUUCAGUUGAUGUCAAACUGUAAUUUAAUUUAUUUCCAUAUCGACUGCGUAUCGAUCAUUUUGAAAAGUGCUCAAACCUUUGCAUAACUUCUUGUUGAAAGAUCCAUUGGUGACGAAAAUGAGAGUCGGGUCGUUUAUAGUUUAAAGCUGUGAAACAAACAAAACAAACAAUAUGGCAACACUUUUUUUUCCUUCUGAGGUGCACCUGGAACAGACAACCAACAUGUCGACAUUAACCAACUCGACUGUCUGUCCAGAGACCAGUGGCAUUCCUCAUGUCUGGGGGUUUGUUUCAGCGUUUGUUGCUAUUUUCUUCUUUGGGACGAACUUUGCUCCAGUGAAGAAAUUUGAUACAGGAGAUGGGAUGUUUUUCCAAUGGAUCAUGUGUAUUUCUAUAUGGUGUGGUGGCCUCGUGGUUCAGCAGAUACGGCAGAACCCAACAUUCUACCCACUUGCCAUGCUUGGAGGAUUUUUCUGGUCAACAGGGAAUAUUUGCGUGGUGCCGAUUGUGAAGACCAUUGGCUUGGGACUGGGGCUGUGUAUCUGGGGCAUGACCAACCUGCUCAGUGGAUGGGCCACAGGGAGGUUUGGAUUGUUUGGUACAAACUCUGAUCCUCCCGACAACAAGGCCCUAAAUGACAUUGGUGUGAUUCUUGCUGUUUGCAGUGCAGUGAUAUUCUCCAUGGUGAAGAACGAGAUGAGCCUCGAUGGGAUCAACCAAACCAUCACCGUGGACGUCUCCGAGAACAGUCCAUUGCUACAGGUACAGGAUGAAGUUCACCGCCCUACCGGUCCCGGGUACACAACCACUCACGAGGUAGACCAUGACAUCAUUGUCUUUGACAAAGAACGCAAUGGCAGCAUCAACAAAGAUUUGAGUAGCACAGAGGGUGAAAGUGACAGAUCCUUUAUCGACAAACUCAGUCCAGGAUCAAAACGCAUUUUCGGAAUUAUUCUAUCCUUGGUGUCUGGGAUAUUUUACGGCCAGAUGUUCACACCAUCAAUCUACAUUCAGGACAACUACAAGACUGCUGACGGGCAUAAGGCGAGCCAGGAAGCCCUGGACUAUGUUUUUGCGACAUUCUCCGGUAUACUGGCAACAGGCACUGUGUACUUCCUAAUCUACGCUGCUAUCCAAAAGAACCAUCCGAAGAUCUACCCUCGGGCAAUUCUGCCCGGUUUUAUCUCAGGAACAAUGUGGGCUGUUGCUACCUCGGGUUGGUUUGUGGCGAACAAGGUUCUGUCUGAGGCUGUGGCUUUCCCCAUUAUAACUACUGGCCCGGGGGUGAUUGCCUCGAUUCUUGGGGUGCUGGUGUUCAAAGAAAUUAAGGGUCGACGCAAUAUCCUGAUUCUGAUGUUUGGCAUGAGUGUGACCAUCACAGGGUCCGUGUUAGCUGGUCUUUCUAAGAAGGCACCAAAGUCUCCAUGCUAGUCAUACAUGUACAUGUGAACAUGGACAUUAUAUAUGCUUUAGCAUUGUUUUUUGUGUCAAGGUUUUUAUGGAAGCUAAGCAUUUUUUUUCUUACUAUUUUUGAUAAAUCCAAAGUAAUUGUAGUGAGUCCAUGCUUAGCAAUUAAACUUACAAUAGGGCCCAUUGUUCAGAAUUUUGUUUAAAGUUAACACCAUUGUUAACUUCAUUGUUGUUUAUUUUCAAAUCGCUACUGAUCUGGAGUUUUAAUAGAUAUACUUGUGAUCUGCAAUAUUUCUAAGAAGAUUUAAUACAACUGUAUACAUGUUUUAUUUAAAUAUAUUAGCAUAUCAUCAAAACAAUCUCGUUAAUCACGUUGUUAACUUUAACACGGUUGUGAACAAUCAGGUCAAAAUUUGAUACAAAUCAUCAGAAAACAUCCUAAUGAAAGAAGGCAAUAUGUUCUGAACAUGUGCAUUGUUAUUUUUAUAACAUAUUUGUUCGAAUUGUUUUAUAUACAUUUCAAUACCAUUGUUAUGAAUAGUAUUCAGGAAUGUUUUUACUUUGCAUACCGGUUGAAUUAAAUUUUAGUUUAGAACUGUUUUUAGUGGAGAGUUUUUGUUGAAGCUAUCACUGUGAUUGUUCGAAGCCAUAAUUACGUAUGUGCCAUUUUUCAUUUUUUUUUAAAGUGGUUGGUUGUAUAUUAUCCUGUUAUUGAUAGAAUAAUUGAUUUUACCCAUUCUGCGAUAUUUCUGACAUUACCCUGCUAAUACUCAAUAGUGGAGAUAGCAAUCAUACAUGUUGUUUAAUAAAGUCACAGGGUCACUUUCUCGAAAGUUCUUAAGCUUAACAGACUUAAGUGGCUUAAUUCUUAUCUUAAGUAUAAAAACUCUUAAAGAAGUAAAUAUUAUGCAAAUUAUUGAAAAACAAAAUUAGUGAGCUUAGCUUUAUCCUGUUAUAGGGGACUUAAGAAGUUUUGAGAAAUCAGGGCCAGGCAUGGAAAAAAAAGAUUUAGGUUGAAAUGUGAACAAAACGCUUGUUUAAUUGAUAAAACGUCAUUGAAAUUAGAGCUAUAUUCUCAUUCUUCAGGUUUGAUAAUGAUGUGGUAUGCAUAGCAUCAUCACUCUGGUGUAUGUGAAUGUUAAAUGAAUCAAUUUGAAAAAAGUUCAAAACCAAUUUUACCUACAUAACAUCUGUGAGUGAGUCCCUUUAAGCAUUUACACAGUUUACUUUUUUUUUACAGGAUUAUUCUUAUGGCAAGUUUUAAUCAUUGAAUCAAAUAUUGUGAAAGAACCCUAUUGGUUUUAUGAAAUAGUUAAAAGUGUAUAAUGUAUGUCUUUGUUUUAAUUGAUUUCAAGUGUUGUUUAUUGUUGACCACCAUGAUGUAGUCUUUCUUUGUGAUAACUGAUAUUAAGGUGUCUCAAUAAUGUAUAUAUAUAUAUAUAUAUAUAUAUAUAUAUAUAUAUAUGUAUUAUAGAGUUCCGUGUUGUAUAUUCUUGAUAUUCUUGUUAUUUUAAAAAUUAAACGUCUGAAUAUUUCUGUGAUAUUAAAUGGGUUAAAUGAACAUGUACAUAUCCCUUCAAUGAUCACAAUGCUUGUUGACCAUUGAAUUUACCAAUAAAACAAUUUUAUUUUGUCAGUAAAAAAUAGCACAUGGUCCUAUAAUUCAAUCCAUUACUUUGUCCACCUCUAGCGUAAAUCCUCCAACAUGUGACAAGGUUGAAGGAAGUCAUAUUAAUUGCAAUGUUGAUAAUGCUCCACAAAAGACUUGGAAGUUCCUACAAAACAAUGAACAAUUAUUCAUUCUAAAUAGUUAUUAGCACACAUUAUGACUAUAGCAAGAAUUACAACUCGUUACCUUAAUGCAAGAACACAAUAUUUGCUUCCAUUUCUAUAUGCAGUUAUUGCACUAGGGUGACGAUUACUGUACUAGUCGCUUUCUUUAAAAGUAUCAUAUGUACAAUUAUGUGAUUUGUGGAUGCCUUUAACUCUGACUUCAUUUUAUUUUUGUAUUAUUUGAAUGGGUUUUAUGUGAACACAAAGAAUAUGUAAAAAUUAGACCAAAACAAAUAUUACAAAUACAUGUAAGCUGUUAAGGCCUUUUUAUGCAAAGAUUACCAUACAUAUUUGGUCAUUUCACAUCCAAAUUCAGUGAAAUAACGAGCAAAAACACAAACUACAAUAACAUUAACUAUAAUGUAUAUUAGUAUAGGCUAGCUGCACCAUUUCAAAAUUACCAAAUAAGGCAUUUAUAUUUAUCAUGAUUGUCAUUGGCAUGAUAGAAUCACUAGCUUUCUUGUACACCAGAUAUUUUUUAAUUAUUUUGUAGAUUAAAAAUCAAACAACAUGUAUUGCCAUAGCCUUACUAUGUACUCGUUGAUGUUCCUAUUGUUAUUAUAAAAUUGAUUUUGUGUUUUCAACAGGUGAUGCUAUUAUUUGAUGGAAUUUCAAGUUUAUGAUUAUUAUUAAUUGUAUUUAUAACUUAUUUAAAAAAAAAUACAUUAACAUUUUAGCACUUCUGACAUGUUUAUUGUCUAAAUGCCCUUUCAUGACACAAAACCAUGGUAUGAAAAUGUUGUUAUAAUAACCCCUGCUUUGCAAUAUAGGUAAUAAAUAGUUAUUAGAUAUUA
Messenger RNA from Mya arenaria, 4088 nucleotides. Its product is annotated as transmembrane protein 144-like. NCBI's taxonomy places the organism in Eukaryota, Metazoa, Mollusca, Bivalvia, Myida, Myidae. Gene Ontology annotation, cellular component: membrane. The record is from RefSeq and is a predicted model, not a curated record. Gene Ontology annotation, biological process: carbohydrate transmembrane transport. The transcript is spliced from 11 exons. Gene Ontology annotation, molecular function: carbohydrate transmembrane transporter activity. Bases 223 to 1482 code for a protein of 419 amino acids.